ACAAUUAUAGUUAAUUAUAUAUUUUUUUUUUAAAGAAAGGAUUUAAAGUGAAUUUGAAAAGGGGAAGCAGAAUUAAAGGAAAAAAGUUUAAAAGUUGAAAAGGAAAGGAGAAAAAAAACUUUAAAAAGAAAAAUUUCAAGAGGGAGCGAUUUUUUAUUUUUUUUUUCAAGAGGCAAAAAAAAAAAAUUGAGGGAGGAAAAAAAUUAAUUGCGAAGGGCUUGAUCCGGGCGGCGGAGAACAAUACUCGCCGGGAAAGUUGCUGCGCGGCUCGGGAGGGAGCGGCGGGAGGAAAAUGCCGCAGCUGGGCAGCGGCGGCGGGGACGACCUGGGGGCCACCGACGAGAUGCUGGCCUUCAAGGACGAGGGCGAGCAGGAGGAGAAGAUCCCCGAGAACGCCUUCACGGAGCGCGACCUGGCCGACCUCAAAUCCUCGCUGGUGAACGAGUCGGAGGGCAGCGGUAGCCCGGCCGCAGCCGCCGCCGCCGACCCCGAGGCCAUCAGGCGUGUGCAGGAUCCGCAGAGGGUUUAUCAGGAGAAGCUCCCGGACCACAUGGAUGAUGCAGGUAUGAAGCAUCAGGACCCAGGGAUGUAUAAAGGAUCUGCGUAUUCUGGCUACCCUUUCCUAAUGCUCUCAGACCCUUAUCUGCCAAACGGAUCUAUGUCACCUCUGUCCAACAAAGUUCCCGUCGUGCAGCCGUCCCACGGAGUCCACCCGCUCACCCCACUCAUCCCUUACAGCAACGACCAUUUCAGCCACGGCUCCCACUCGCCCCACUUGCCCGCCGACAUCAACCAGAAACAAGGAGUGCACCGUCCUUCCCAGACCUCAGACAUCCCCGGAUUCUACCCCCUCCCUCCCGGUGGAGUCGGACAGAUCACGCCGUCGAUGGGAUGGCAGAGCCAGUCUGUCUAUCCGCUCCCGUCAUGUGGAUUUAGACAGCCGUAUUCGUCAGCGCUUUCUGCUGGGGCUUCUUUCUCCAGGUUCACUCACCCGCUGAUGCUGGGCUCCGGCAUGCACACCACCGGCAUCCCGCACCCCGCCAUCGUGCCCCACUCCGGCAAGCAAGAGAUGGAGCACUAUGACCGAAACAUGAAACCUCAACCAGAACCAAAGAGAGAGAAGGAAGCCAAGAAGCCCACUAUCAAGAAGCCGCUGAACGCUUUCAUGUUGUAUAUGAAAGAAAUGCGGGCGAAAGUCAUUGCCGAAUGCACCCUGAAAGAGAGCGCCGCUAUCAACCAGAUCUUGGGAAGGAGGUGGCACGCGCUGUCCCGGGAGGAGCAGGCCAAGUACUACGAACUGGCUCGCAAGGAACGGCAGCUCCACAUGCAGCUCUACCCCGGCUGGUCUGCCAGAGACAACUACGGGAAAAAGAAGAGACGAACACGGGAAAAGCAGCAAGAUUCCAACUCAGACAAGCUCGCAGCCCCCGCUGACUCCGCACACAGAGAACAGCCCGACCCCUUCCCCGUCUCCACUCACCUCCCAACCGCCACCUGCUCCUCCAGACCGACCACCAGGUGCUCUUCUGCGCCCACAGAGUCCCCAGCAUACAGCAUGGCCUCCACGGGGACAUAGUCCCACGCGCCCAGCCGCGUUGGCCAAGACACCGGGCACAUCGCGCUCUCCCACCUGGUUUCGCUGCCCGCUGAAAAGGACCAGAGGCCCAUCCAAAUCCCCCAUCUCACUGUAAAACGCGCAAAGUUAGGCAACAGGAUGACUUAAGGGUGCUGGAAAACUCAUUCGGGUGGUUUUGGGUUUUUUUUUUUUUGGGGGGGUGGGGGUUAAAGAUAGAAAAGUGAUUUCAAAAAAAAAGGUAAAAAAUAACUAUUUGCCAAAAUUUAAAGUGCUGAUGAGUAAACAAGCCUUUUGUCCCUGCCCUGUGCUUCUUUUUUUGUUUGGGGUUUUUCUUUUAUUUUUUUUACUGCAUUAUCUUCAAGCAUGGCAGAAAGCAGAGACGAACUCCCCAGCUUGCUGCAGUAGAUGGUAGGCGCUGUCCAUCUCACGCUGGCUUCCAUUCCUGCCACCCCGGCUGCUUUAAGGUGUAGUCACUCACUCACAGAUCUCUUGUAGCCGUUAUACCACAGAGCUGGAAAAAGCUGGAAUAGGAGCAUUUUUUUAAAAGCCUUUAUGUCUGAAAAUUCAAUGUAGUGAUGCUAAGCUGUCUGAUCUGACUGGAUAAUAAGAUGAAAUAUUUAAACCCAUGAGGUAAAUUUUUUAAACUUCUUGUCUGAGAACAGGAAGAUACUGUUUACAGGUAACAGCAUGGCAGAGGAAAAGGGAGCAGUAACUGACAGUGAAAGGAGCUUGGACCAGCCGCUGGAAGGUCUGACGGUCAAUUGCUCAGUGCAGGGUCUCCUUUGCCAUUAGGAACUGUCCACCGCCAGAAGUCUCACCAGAUAGGCUGGGCAAAGCCUCAAAAAUCAGUUUGCUACUACAGCCUCGACCCGACUCUGCGCCUAUGCAGCGGCAGGCAGGAGGGCGGGCAUGCAGGGAGCCCGCAGCCCCAGCAGGCUGGCCCAAGGCAGGGGACCACGCUGGCCCAAGGCUGCUUUCUGCUGAGCAGAGGGGGUUGCAGGAGAGGUGUGAGCCCUGCCGCCAUGCUCGGCUCUCCCCUCCCCGGGGCAGCCUGGGGCACGCUACCCUGCUCUUCGCUACAGGCACUGUCUGCCCAUACCCUCAGCAAGAUCAGAGUCCUUUUUUCCCACGAUUUGGCAUAUAACUUUUAAAAAGAAAAUCUUACUCUAGCUUUUUCUAAAAGAUCCUCCCUCCACCCCUGUGAUGAUGUCCAAUGUUAAUUCAUUCUCUCCAGCUUGAAAACAUUUACUAGUUUCUGGUAUUUUAUUUAUAUUUUGACCUUGAUAAACAAAAAAAUACUGUAGACAGAUCCUGAUCUCCCUGAACUGAUGUAAAUCCCAAGUUAAUUCAAGUUCUUGAUUUACUUCAGGUUUACAGUCUCCUCACAGAGACCACAAUCUAAUCCAAGUCCAGAUUUUUUUCCUGCUUGAAAGAAAUAUAUUCUAGACUGCUGAAGAGAAAAAUAACACCACACAGAGGGAGAGGGGGGUCUGGGGUUUUUUUUUCUACUUUACCAAAUAGGUUUUAGAGUACUGAAUACAAAUUAUGUAGUAAUAUUAUUGUAGAACUGCAAGAAACUUAAGAUGACCUUUAUAAUGUACAAAAUAUUUUUAUAUUUUUUUCUUAACACAACACAAACCCUAAUUUUUUACAUUGGACUAAACAUAACUUUUUAAACAAGUUUAUGCCUCAAAGAUUGAAAAUUUAAAAAAAACCUGAUUAGCCUCUAGAGCAGCUUUGGGUUUAUUCCCUUUAUUUAGGUACUUUUGCUUAUAGUAGUAUAGAUUUUUUUAAUUCCAGCUUUAGUUUAGAAGAUCUAAACCUAUUGCUUUAUUCCUCUCCUGUGUAAAUGUAACUUCAGAAGCACUGAAUGAAAGCAACGUGCACAAACCUGAAAAGUUCAAAGACUCAUUUUCAAGUUUGACAGAAUUGUUUUAACCCUUAGAGAAGUAGCAUUACCCAGACUGCCAACCACACACUUAGCCAUGUACUUCCUGCACUCAGAGGGUUAAUUAUAUAGCACUAGAUCAAUCUGCAAUCUGCUCAGUUUUAAAUUAUUUUAGCAAGCUUCGACAACAGCAUGCUCCAGUGCUGAACAGAGUAACUCAGCAGACUCUUCACAGAUCUGACAUAGUCUCUUUUUAAUCACUUGAUAAAAAAAAAACCACACAAAAAAUUGCUAAAAAAAAUAGCUGUCUCAGCUCACCAUUUGUCACUCUGAGACCCUCUGAUGUAAGGUGUUGUAGAAGCAUCAGCUACUGUAAACACCAGAGAUGACAAGUCGGCCACAGUGGCCUAGCAUAACUCAAAACUGGGUGUAAAGCUGGCAUAACUAAUACCCCAUUGGUAUUUUGUGGUCAGAUGAAACAUGUAACUUAACAGCAAAGCAAAGGCAGGUAUAAAAGAAAAAGCAGAUGUGCCUGAGUAAUGCCAGAGGAAACACAGGAAAUUGAACAGUAUUAAACCACAUACCCUGACCAAGGACCAAGUACUGCUGGGUCCACAGACCAGCCGUCACUCAUUUCAGAGUUCACCAGGGUUUCUACCCACAGAUUUCAAGGCUCCCCUGUGCAUGCCCGCCCACUGCCCCCGCCCCCCGGUGCCACAGAUCCCCAUUAGUGAGCCUUGAACCAAGGGUACAAAGCCCACAUGCAUUACAGCCUCCUUGCAUUGCUAUUCCAUCCCAUUCCUGCAAAAUCUUAGCAAAAGCUACUGCCCCCCUCUCCAGGAGCCUUUCCCCAGGCAUCCACAGCCAUUCCACAGCUGCAGAGCUGGAGCAGUUCCACCCAUGUCCUGAGCCUGUGCUGCUCUGGACACACAGGUUUACAGCCAGACCUUACCCCAUGCUUCCAGCUACCACACUAUCAACUCAGAGUAUCUGUUUGGUACACUAGAACAUCUUCAGUUUAUACUGGUGUAACUGAGAAUUUAUUUUUCCCCCCAAAACACACAAGAUAAGAGACCUCUUAAGCUGCCCAUUUCCAAGACAGAACAGUGAGCAUGACCAACUUGUUACAUGCCCCAUGGCCGAUAACCAAUGCCAAAACAAAGUUACUUUUCUUAAUACCAAAAAUGUGUCUUUAGAAAUGCUAUAUGAAGUGUUACUAUUUUGUGUUAAUAUUCUUUUUUUAAUAGAAGGAAAAACUUUGCCCUUAAGUUUUUAUUGCAACAAGAUUUUUUUUUUUUUUAGUUUUUACAGCAAUUUCAACUUUUCCUGAAAUACGUAUUUGAAUUCCUGAAAACAGUUUGAAUGUAGAAGUCAUGGAAGUACCACUUCGUUAAGCCAAGUAAAACCACUGUAUGUAUGUAGCAGGGAUAAAUGUUUUGCAGCUGUACUUUCAUUUGUCCAGUGACUAUCCAUCAUUUGUUGUAAUUUUUUACUUCAUUGAGUUUGUAUUUUUUGGCUUUGUUCAAAAUAUGUUUAUAGCUUUAUAAAUAAAGUAAUUGCCAGACUGGCUAUUCAAAAUA
Grus americana (Whooping crane) is the source of this 5044-nucleotide messenger RNA. RefSeq names its product transcription factor 7 (gene TCF7). Gene Ontology annotation, molecular function: RNA polymerase II cis-regulatory region sequence-specific DNA binding; DNA-binding transcription factor activity, RNA polymerase II-specific. NCBI's taxonomy places the organism in Eukaryota, Metazoa, Chordata, Aves, Gruiformes, Gruidae. The record is from RefSeq and is a predicted model, not a curated record. Gene Ontology annotation, cellular component: beta-catenin-TCF complex. Gene Ontology annotation, biological process: regulation of transcription by RNA polymerase II; canonical Wnt signaling pathway. Bases 293 to 1576 code for a protein of 427 amino acids. The transcript is spliced from 11 exons.